AGCGAAGAAACGCAGGCGACGAAAAUAGCAGAAGCUAUCGUGUCGUCCAUAUCUCGAUCUUCACUCUCAGUUCUUGGGUUAUUUAUGAUUAUUUUGAUCUAUCUUGUUCGCUGGGCUUGUUUGUAGAUCUACACAGAGAGGUUGACUAUAGCAUUGGGUUGGACAAGGACUCCCAGGCUUUAUCUCUCUGCCUCAGUUUGGAGGUACGAAAUGGAUAAUAUAUGGUACGGUAGCCAUCAGGAAACAAGCAGUCAAGAUAUACGGAAACCUGAAAUGAGCGAGGCACACCAGACUUCCCAGACUUCCCUUGUUGAGGAUUUAGCUGAGGAUUUUCGUCUGCCAAUCAGUCACAAGCUAACAGAAAAUAUUGAUCUCGAUAAUGUGGAGCAAGCAUCACUAGACACACAACUGACCUCAUCAAAUAUUGGAUUUAGGCUUCUCCAAAAAAUGGGUUGGAAAGGAAAGGGUCUUGGAAAGGAUGAGCAAGGGAUUAUUGAACCAAUAAGGUCUGGGAUUAGAGAUCCAAAAUUAGGUGUUGGAAAGCAGGAAGAGGAUGAUUUUUUUACUUCAGGGGAAAAUAUUCAGCGAAAAAAACUUGAUGUUGAGGUAGAAGAGACGGAGGAACAUGCAAAGAAGCGGGAGGUGAUAGCAGAACGUGAGCAGAAAAUUCAAACAGAGGUGAAAGAAAUACGAAAAGUGUUCUAUUGUGAGCUCUGCAACAAGCAAUACAAAUUGGCUAUGGAAUUUGAAGGUCACUUGAGCUCUUAUGAUCACAACCACAGAAAGCGAUUCAAAGAAAUGAGAGAAAUGCAUGGUACUAGCAGUCGUGAUGACCGACAAAAGCGAGAACUACAACGUCAAGAGAGGGAGAUGGCAAAGUUUGCUCAGAUUGCGGAUGCUCGUAAGCAACAGCAGCAGCAAGAGCAAUCUGGUCCUGCUUCAGUUUCUCCAGCAUUGAGAACUGCUACUGUACUGGCUGAUCAGGAACAGCGAAGUACGUUAAAGUUUGGGUUUUCAUCAAAGAGUGGCACAUCGAAGAACUCAUUUGGAGGUGCUUCAAAAAAGCCAAAAGCUGCUGUUGCCUCAAUUUUCAGCAAUGAUACCGAUGAAGAAUAGAGUGGUGCAAGUAUGACUCCUGCAGAAUGGUAAAAUUGGACGGCUGCGGACAUUGGUGGCCAUGUAUGGACUAAAUAUUGUAACUUUUGUAAUGCUCAAGUUGUAUUUUUAUUCAUAUCUGUGCAAGUUAAUAUCUGCAAAUCCUGUGGAGGCAUUUGCUGUGCUUCCAAGCGAGUUUGUUUGGAAUGCUGAAGUUUAUAUGGAUACAAAAUUAGCUGCUACUUAGAAUUAUGAAACAUUUGGAUGCUCUCUGGCAUUUUGGGCGCUGCA
Molecule: messenger RNA, 1386 nt
Organism: Malania oleifera
Lineage: Eukaryota; Viridiplantae; Streptophyta; Magnoliopsida; Santalales; Ximeniaceae
Exons: 10
Coding region: 211-1116 (301 amino acids)
Molecular function (GO): nucleic acid binding
Source: RefSeq, a predicted model, not a curated record